UUCAUCUAUAAUAUAUAAAUAAAAGUGGAGACUUGGUUUUGUGCCUUGUUAUCAUCAUCACUAGUGCAUCAAAAGAGAGUUUCUUUUUCCCUUGUCUACUUUUGAGUUGAUUUAAUCAAAGGAUGGGAAGGCAGCCCUGUUGUGAUAAGGUAGGGUUGAAGAAAGGGCCAUGGACUGCUGAAGAAGACAAGAAGCUUAUUAACUUCAUCCUCACCAAUGGCCAAUGCUGCUGGAGGGCAGUCCCUAAGCUUGCAGGGCUGUUAAGGUGUGGCAAGAGUUGCAGGCUGAGAUGGACGAAUUAUCUCAGACCAGAUUUGAAGAGAGGACUUUUGUCUGAAUUUGAAGAGAAAAUGGUGAUCGAUCUCCAUGCUCAACUCGGCAACAGGUGGUCUAAGAUAGCUUCUCGUCUCCCCGGAAGAACUGAUAAUGAGAUCAAGAACCAUUGGAAUACACACAUCAAGAAGAAGCUGAGGAAAAUGGGGAUCGAUCCUCUCACCCACAAGCCAUUAUCCACUGCCGAAGAACAUCAUCGUCCCCAACAGCAAGACCAAAAGAAACAAGAUGACAAAACAAUGGAACCCGAAACAUCAUCUUCCUUAAACUCCACAAUGUCUAAACCAAAAGAGGAGGAAGACCACCCGAUGGUGAAAGACGUCGAUAUCAAUGGUUUUUGCACCGAUGAGGUUCCUUUGAUGGAACCCCAUGAAACUUUGGUUCCUAAUUGUGCACCAUCAACGUCCUCAUCCUCACCAUCUUCCUCUUCUUGUCACUCUUCCAUGUUCCUUGAAGAGCUACAGCAGUUCCCUGGUUUUGAGUGCCCCUUUGAUGAUUUCAACAUCUGGGACUUGCUGAUCAAUGAGGAAAGUGACAAAGGGAUACCUCUUGAUCAUUCAUUAUCGUCUCCACUAAUGGGUUUUGAUCAAGGUUCUCUCCCAUACGAACUUUUCUGAUUAAUUUCCACUGUUUUUUUCCUUUUAAUUUUCAAUGUGGCUCUUAUUUGUUGUAAUAUUCCUUUCGGUUGUCAAUUACAAAGAGAUCUCUUUGUAUACGGACACUUUGUAUGUGAUGAAUGCAAUAGAAGUAUAAAUCAUUAUUCA
Messenger RNA from Hibiscus syriacus, 1097 nucleotides. RefSeq names its product transcription factor MYB20-like. The transcript is spliced from 2 exons. Lineage: Eukaryota; Viridiplantae; Streptophyta; Magnoliopsida; Malvales; Malvaceae. The coding region runs from base 123 to 950 and encodes 275 amino acids. The record is from RefSeq and is a predicted model, not a curated record.